This is a messenger RNA of Penicillium pulvis, 1251 nucleotides long. RefSeq names its product FAD-dependent oxidoreductase. Gene Ontology annotation, molecular function: FAD binding. The record is from RefSeq and is a predicted model, not a curated record. The coding region runs from base 1 to 1251 and encodes 416 amino acids. The transcript has 2 exons. Lineage: Eukaryota; Fungi; Ascomycota; Eurotiomycetes; Eurotiales; Aspergillaceae.
AUGGCACCCUCCAAACCAGCCCCAAUAGCCAUUGUAGGCGGCGGACCCUGCGGCCUAACAUUCGCACGACUCCUCGAACGCGCCGAAAUUGAUUAUACAGUCUUUGAACGCGAUGAAGGUCCCGAAACAACAACUCGUUUCCAAGGUGGAACGCUAGACCUUACAGUCGAAGGCGGGCAAGCAGCCCUCAAACUCGCAGGUCUAUCGUCUGGCUUUGAGAAGCUGGCUCGUCGAGACGCGACGACGAUCUUGAUGCAGGAUUCGCAAGGACAGAAUCGCAUUUCUGCUGGCGAGGGCAAUGAUCGUCCCGAAAUUGAUCGGUUGCAGUUGCGCAAAUUGUUGUUGGGUUCUAUUCCUGAGAAUCGAGUGAGAUGGGGUAAGGUGCUUGGUAGUGUUGAGCGUGGACUGUCGUCUGGGGGUGAUGGUCCUGCCUCGGCGGCGGAUUGGAUACUCCGUUUCAACGAUGGAUCGAGUGAGAGCGGAUUCAGACUUAUUGUUGGGUCUGAUGGGGCGUGGAGUAAGGUGCGACAAUUGAUCACUCCUGCGAAGCCCCAGUACUCGGGCAAGAUGUUCAUCGAGGGCCGGAUAUCACAAGACAAUCCGCAAUACGGCGCUGCGCUCGAGAUGGUCGGUGCCGGGAACUCGAUUGCCAUGGGUGCUGGUCUAGCAUUGUGUGUCCAGCAAAUGUCUGACCGGUCGUACCGCGUGUACAUGGGCGUUGAGACACCCGAGACAUUCACACAACCUGGUGGUGAGGCUGAUGUGAACGAUAUGGCCAAGGCGCGGGAAACGAUGAACAGACUUUAUGCGAACUGGGCUCCGCACCUUCGGGCCUUUGUGGCGGAUGCUGAAGGACCCUGGCGUCCUUGGCCUCUUUAUCGACUCGACAAGGACCUCUUCUUGCCUGCCGCGUUGAGACACGGAGAGAUGGGCGAGAAGUUUUGGACCCGCACGCCGGGGGUUGUGGUACUCGGCGAUGCAGCGCAUGUGACGACACCGAAUGGAGAGGGUGUGAACCAUGCUAUGAUGGAUGCUAAGGUGCUGUUCGAGCACAUCAUGACUGAGUUGGGUGGUAAAGGCGACGGGUAUUAUGCACAGGAUGAUGCUGCGGCAUUGGAGCGUGCCAUUGUUGCUUAUGAAGCUGACAUGCGCCCCCGGGCGUAUGAAAGUAUUCUGGAUAGUUUGAGUUUUGAAAACGUGAUGUAUAAGGAAGAUGGUGUGUUGCAAAUUAUGACGAUGUUUGGGGAGUGA